AUGCCCACUCCAGCUCUGAGGGAGACCCUGGCUGGCAAGGGAAGCUGGGCGCCAGGUCUUCCACCCCGAGCUCCAGCUGCACCUGCCUCUGCCCCGCUGACCCCCAUCACCCUCUCAGUGAAGGCUGUGCCUCAGCCACAGGGGCCUUGCGGGGUGGGUGGCCUGACCACCUGGCAUCACACAGCCCCACCCAAGGACUCCUGUCACCCCAAGAGUGUGUAUGAGAACUUCCGGCGCUGGCAGCGCUUCAAGUCCCUGGCCCGCAACUACCUGCCCCAGAGUCCAGACACAGAAGCACUUUCCUGUUUCUUCAUCCCAGUGCUUCGGUCCCUGGCCCGCCUGAAGCCCACCAUGACGCUGGAGGAGGGCCUGAGGAGGGCCCUGCAUGAAUGGCAGGGCAAGAGCAACUUUGACCGGAUGAUCUUCUAUGACAUGGCUGCAAAGUUCAUGGAGUUUGAGGCCGAAGAGGAGAUGCAGAUUCAGAAGCUGCAGUGGCUAAAGGGGCUGCGGGCUCCCCCACCCCAGGCCCCACCCAAACUGGACACUCAGGCUUCCACUGCCCAGCGGGAGGGCUACCAGCCAGCCCCCAAACCUCAAAAGAUUGGGCGAUUCAGUGACCUCAAGUUCCUUGUCCUGAAACCUCAACCUGGCCCUCCUAGAUGCCCCCUCAGCUCUCCUGCCCCUCCUGUGCUUGGGGCUCAGGAGUCUGAGCAGCUGCACCCCUUGUGCACCCCCAGGAAGGCUGCUGGCCUCAAGGCCCGGGCAGCCCACACAAGGCCACACAAACCUCAGUGUCCCCCCAAGACCAAGGCGCCCAAGGAGAUCCCUGUAGAGGCCGUGCAGGAGUAUAUGGCCAUCAUGGAGGGGCUGCUGGGCAGCCCCCACUCAGCCUCAGGGGAGCCCCAAGGAGAGCAGGAAGGGGCUGGGCAGGAGCAGCUGGAGCACAACUGGCCCUGGCCUGACCCGGCACUCCUGGACUACAUGGACGCGCUGUGCUCCCAGGAGGACUUCAUCACCAAGGUGGAGGCGGUCAUUCACCCCCGCUUCCUGACAGAGCUGCUCUCCUCAGAGCCAGAGCUGGACCUCGAAGCCCUGGCUGAGGAGCUGGAGCAGGAGGCAGGGCUCAGCCCCUCACAGCUGGUGGACAAGAGACUCCUGGCCAUGAAGGAGAAGGGCCGUGUGCAGGCACCUGUGAGCAACAGCAGAGCCCAGAUGGCCUCACGUCCUCCCCAUCCUGACACCAGCCAGGAUGCCCUGAGAUGUGAGCAAGGCCCCCAGGCAGGGGUCAGCGGCCGUGCCAGGGCCCCGGACAUGGAGCAUGAAGCUCCGGGGAGGUGCGGCCAUGCACAAGCACAGCUCCCUGGGCACCGGGCCUUGGCCCUCUCCCCAGGAGGACAGGAGCCCUCUCCACCCAGAGCUGGACAGCACCCCUCCCCACACCAGGGGUGCAGAGGUCCUCUCCAGAGACCUGGCAGCCGGGACACCUGCUUUCAGGGGGAGACCACUCCUGCGGGCAGGCUGCAGGGGCCCACAGAUGUGUCCAGUGAGGAGGAGGAGGAGCUCCCCAGCCUGGCCUUCCUCCUGGCCUCUCAUCACAGCCUGCUGCCCUGGGGGCUGGCCCUGAGUCCUGGAGCUUGGGGGACUCCCCAGUCCCCACCCCAGAAGAGGAGGCUCCUCAACACGAUGCCCCCUCCUGCUGCCAAGGCGAGGAAGCACCCUCUGUGCAGCAGCCCAGGCUCUGAUGAGCAGGCGCCCCUCUCUGGGAGUGGGAGGCCUUCCCUGGCACUGGGGCUGCUUGGCCCCUCAGCCCCUAAGAAGAAGCGGUGCCUCCCUUUAGUAGCAGAGGGGAUGCAGCAGCACAGCAGCCAGUAGGGAGCCCCAGGGCCCCUCCUCAGCCAGCCCUGGAGA
Erinaceus europaeus (western European hedgehog) is the source of this 1908-nucleotide messenger RNA. RefSeq names its product NUT family member 2D-like. NCBI's taxonomy places the organism in Eukaryota, Metazoa, Chordata, Mammalia, Eulipotyphla, Erinaceidae. The coding region runs from base 1 to 1872 and encodes 623 amino acids. The record is from RefSeq and is a predicted model, not a curated record. The transcript is spliced from 7 exons.